AUGCCGGAAAUCGAAGCCCGUGAUCUCCACAACAUUUGGUUCCAACAAGACAGCACUGCUUAUCAUAGAGCCCGUCGUCGUUUCGUUGCAUCUCGUGACUCCCCCGGUAGUGGCAGCAGCAGUAACAGCAACACCGGCGCCGGCAAUAGCGCUGGCAGCAGCAGUGGGAGUGGUGGUCAAAGCAAAUAUCCGGUGAUGGUAUUUGUUCAUGGGGAAUCGUACGAAUGGAAUAGCGGUAAUCCGUACGAUGGUUCGGUGUUGGCAAGCUUCGGGCAAAUACUUGUAGUUACAAUAAACUAUCGGCUGGGCAUAUUGGGCUUCCUAAACGCAAACACCGAUCGCUACUCAAAACUGCCAGCCAACUAUGGCCUAAUGGAUAUUAUUGCUGCGCUGCACUGGCUAAAGGAGAAUAUCGCUGCCUUCGGUGGUGAUCCGCAAAGUAUUACACUAGCCGGUCAUGGCACGGGAGCAGCGUGUGUGCAUUUUCUUAUUUCAUCGCUGGCCGUGCCGGAAGGCCUGCUCUUCAACCGCGCCAUACUCAUGUCCGGCUCCGGAUUGGCGCCUUGGUCUCUAGUCAGCAAUCCCGCCAAGUAUGCAGCCAUCGUUGCGCAUCAUGUGAAUUGUGCGCCCGACUUGCCGCAUGCACAUCUCAUGAAAUGUCUGCGCGACAAGACGCUGGAGCAGCUGCUGGGUGUGCCCAUACGUCAGCCAGAUUUCGGUUUCGCCUUUGGGCCAAGCAUUGAUGGCGUAGUAAUUGAUGGUGGCGACUAUGUGCCGCCAGCACCUGGCUCAGCAGCUGCACAAGCCCAAGCCUCUACAGCUGCGGUCGGUAGCCUGGGUGGCGGUGCAGGCAUUGCAGCAGCGGGUGGCUGGGGUACACCAGGCCAAUUGGAGAAUAUCGUAUUAAUGAGGAAAACAGCCAUUAACAAGUUGUCAAGAUAUGACCUGUUGGCCGGUGUCACACGUGCCGAAGCAUUUUUCUCCUUCAAUUCCGGCGAUGUACAGUAUGGCAUUGAGGCGGAUCGUCGUUCGAAAAUACUAAAAGCCUAUGUACGAAAUACAUACACGUAUCAUCUCAACGAAAUAUUCGCGACGAUUGUUAAUGAGUACACGGAUUGGGAGCGACCCGUACAGCAUCCAAUUAAUAUACGUGAUGAAACCCUUGAGGCGCUUAGUGAUGCUCAGGUCGUGGCACCGGCUGCUCAAACUGUCGACCUACACUCAGCGGAUCAUCGCAAUUCAUAUUUGUACGUAUUUGACUAUCAGACAAGAUAUGGAGAUUAUCCGCAGCGCCAAGGCUGUAUACAUGGCGAGGAUCUACCUUACAUCUUCGGUGCUCCACUGGUUGGUGGCUUUAGUCAUUUUACACGCAAUUAUACAAAAACGGAGAUUAAUCUUUCGGAAAUCGUCAUGCUUUACUGGUCCAAUUUCGUGCGUACUGGUAAUCCGAAUGAGCAGAUGGAAGGCGAUCACCCUAAUAGUCGACAAGAGCGCAGCCGCUACAAAACGAUCGAGUGGACAGCUUAUGAAAGUGUGCACAAAAAAUAUCUCAAUUUUGACACAAAACCGAAACUCAAGAAUCACUAUCGCGCUCACCGCUUAUCCUUCUGGUUAAAUCUCAUCCCCGACCUGCACAAGCCAGGUGGCGAUAACGUGCCCGCCGCCCAUCAUCAGCUACUCGACGAUUCGGAUGAUGAAGUGGACAAUAAUAUUGCCAGUGACGGAACCAUUAAACCACUUAAUCCACCCUAUUCACCGCAUGCAGGCAGCGCAGCGCUUGGUAAUUUUACAUUAUUUACUAAUCAAGUAUUCUCGCUGCUCAAUCUCUCGUCGCCCUCUUCAGCACGCAACGCCUCGCGUUAUGGCGGAAAAAUAUACCCCGGCGAUGAGGGUAGCGAAGCGCAUGCCGCCGGCAGUGGAGCGCCACCUGACACGCAGGAUGGCUUUGCCGCAUACUCAACAGCAUUGAGUGUCACAAUAGCCAUUGGCUGUUCACUGCUGAUAUUGAAUGUACUCAUAUUCGCUGGUGUUUACUAUCAACGCGACAAGACGCGACUCAGUGAACCGCGCGCGCAAACAAAACUCAAACGGCAGGAAAAUGGGCAAAUGCCAAAUAAUAUUUGCGGUGAUCUAGAGACGUUAACGAUACACACGAAAAGUGAUCCGGCGACGAUACUCUCGCAUCAUCAUGCACUACAACAUCAACACCAGCUGCCGCCACCUGAAUUUGCGGAUAUACCGCAUCGCGCACCGCCACCACCGAAACAUUUAAAGUCGAUGCAAGAGGCGAGUGGCAGCUUGAAUGUGGGUGGGGCGCUUAAUGUGGCGGGGAUGGGUCUCAUGCCGCCUCCACAUGCGCUUCAAGUGAUGGGCAAUCAAUGUGGCACACUAACAAAAAAGAGUUGUAUGAAACAAACGCAGCAACAACAACAACAGCAGCAGCAUCAACAGCAACAGCAACAACUAGUCGUAACGCACCAACAGCAUUUGCAGAAUCAUCAUAAUCAGAGUAUGACGACGGCGUUAAUGGGUGGUGGUAGUGGUGGUGGUGGUCCACCGCCCCCGUCAGUAUCCAACGCACAGGCACAUCAACAUGCCCAUGCCCAACAACAGCACCAUCAACAGCAACAGCAACAACAACAAGUACAGCUGCAACAAACACAGCAACAUCCGCUAAUGGAUGAAUUGCGAGUGUGACAUUAAUUGACAGUGCGUUUCAAAUGUGAUCUCUAGCGGUGAUGAAAUGAUUGUGAUUGUGAUGUGAAGUGAAGUGGAAACGGAUUACACACAAAUGGCACAUGCUUGUCUGAUAUUCGACUACGUAUGUAAGUGUGAAUGUGUGUGUGACUGUUGCAUGAAUGUGUUUAAUUGAAUGUGAAUAGUUUCCAUUGUUUCGGCGCAAGCGACACGACGGCCUUGGUUUUUCAUGGAUGUUACGUAUACGCCAUGCAGAACCCGGCGCUUUAUACAAAUAAACUACUAAACUGUGCGUAGUCAUUUCAUUUUGUGAAUGUGCGAAAGCAAUGUGUGUUUGCACCAAACCACAGCGAGAUUACAUUACGUAGACGCAUUAUUGUUAAUUAUAUAGGUACUCAAAGGAAGUAGAUACUAAAUUUGGAAAAACAAAAAUUGAGUAAUUAUGUAGAAGGCAAAAUAGAUACGAGUAUAAAUAAUAUUUAAUGGAAGAGUGCAUAGCAAC
Molecule: messenger RNA, 3199 nt
Organism: Anastrepha obliqua
Lineage: Eukaryota; Metazoa; Arthropoda; Insecta; Diptera; Tephritidae
Gene: Nlg3
Product: neuroligin-4, X-linked
Exons: 11
Coding region: 1-2697 (898 amino acids)
Biological process (GO): chemical synaptic transmission; presynaptic membrane assembly; postsynaptic membrane assembly
Cellular component (GO): synapse; postsynaptic membrane; cell surface
Molecular function (GO): signaling receptor activity; neurexin family protein binding
Source: RefSeq, a predicted model, not a curated record